This is a messenger RNA of Protomyces lactucae-debilis, 780 nucleotides long. Its product is annotated as pyridoxamine 5'-phosphate oxidase-domain-containing protein. NCBI's taxonomy places the organism in Eukaryota, Fungi, Ascomycota, Taphrinomycetes, Taphrinales, Protomycetaceae. The transcript has a single exon. The record is from RefSeq and is a predicted model, not a curated record. Bases 119 to 727 code for a protein of 202 amino acids.
AGAACUACACACAAUUUCAAAUAUCCAACUGAGUAAGAAGACUCUCUCCUUUCAUCCUGCCAGCGCCUCGCCGCUUUCCCUUCUCUUCCCCGCGUCCUUUGACCAGAGGUAUACAGCAAUGUUCUUCUUCUCCCUCCUGCUUGCCCUGCUUGCCUUGGCCUGUGACGCCACUGCGGCUCGCCAGACGAUGGAGGAAGCUGCCAUCGAUGCGCGCAAGAUGAUUGCUCAUGAGACUGUCGGCUCCUUGAUGUCAGUCUUUCAGCCUGGGGUACCACCGGAUGAGGCGCUUGUAGGGGCGCCCAUUGGCAUCAUGGAGUACUUUGCAGACUGCUCAGACGAUGGCACGCCGACACUGCUUAUGCUGGACAUUGCACCUAACACGCGGAAUUGGAAAGCCGGCUCGAACCUUACUCUGACACUACGAGAUCACGCUUGGAGCAAUCCUUUACAGCACGGUCGCAUGUACAUCAUUGGCGAGCCUGUUGCGGUUGAUCGACACGAGGCGAAGAGAAUUGAGCGAUGCUUUUUGAGACAACAUCCAGACAGCGCUUUGGUCGCGCCAGGUCGAGAUGUACACAGCUCGGCUUGGUAUCAAUUUGAACCAAGAAGCAUCUACUACUUCGGCGGCUUCGGAAGUGUCUCGUGGAUUGGUUUCAUUCCGCUAGAUUUGUACAAGAGCGCUGGCCGGAACCAGAUCUCUGAGGAUUCAUAUAAGAUACAGUUGUAGGGGACAUUUGUGCAUGGUGUGCAUGCUGCAGAAUCGUGAUUGACGUGCAUGAG